Molecule: messenger RNA, 637 nt
Organism: Umbelopsis ramanniana AG
Lineage: Eukaryota; Fungi; Mucoromycota; Umbelopsidomycetes; Umbelopsidales; Umbelopsidaceae
Exons: 1
Coding region: 293-538 (81 amino acids)
Source: RefSeq, a predicted model, not a curated record
GGCUUUUGAGCAGAGUAAAAGCGGAGGCAGAUUAUUGACCUUGUUUGAAGUCAAGUCUCGUCUGAGUCUUGGGAGUAUGAGCUUUCAGCUCGUACAUUUCAAAUCGCGUUUACUUUUACAACGCUUUAGCGAUUGCUCAGAUAUCUUCAUCGAAGCAUGCGCCUUCAAGAAUAUUUAUCAGCCACUCCACUUGAUUAGUAUCAACGUGAUCCACUACAGUAGUCAAUUGUUGAUUUCACGUAUAGUGAUCUCAAUUCAUGCCCUGUUGUGACAUGUUUGUCUAAGUGAGAAUAUGGUGUCAUGGCCAUCAAGGUUAAUUGCUAAAGCUAAUCCAUCAGCACUUGACAAUCAACAAUGGUACCGCUUCGCUAAGUCUAAAGUGUUCUUCAACAGGAUAGCACUCUUCAUCAUCACAAUCUUUUUGCCAACAUUAGCGCCAUUGCCUAUCAGUGGUACCUUCUGCCAAGCGGCUUUCUGGGCAUCUUGUAUCUUGGCAUUAUCGCUAGCAUCAGGUCGUGCGAAACAUAAACACUGGUGAUAGAUUGUGCACUCGAAUUAUUUUACAUAUAAUAGGUUUCAUCAAUGUGCCCUUAAAAGCAAAAGCGCAAUGUUGGAGUAUAUUAAGCAUAUAAUUAAC